AAUUUGAUUUUAAAACCCUACUUUAACCCCACUGCUAACCCUGACCUUAAAUUAACACCUAAAAAAGCACCAACAAUAUAAUAAUCAUGAAUAUUUACGAUAUAGAACCAUUUGGACAUUGUGGGUGUGGUAACCGAAGUAAACUAGCUAGCAUGCAAAGUCAUCAGAUGUUUAGUUAGUCAACCGAGCCACAAACUAUUGGAAUGUACGCAAUGUUGUUCUGAGAAAUAGACUUGUUGACAAGUCAAUUCAAUAGCUGCACAGAGUGGCGGGGAUGUUGAAUCAAAAUGGGAAACAUUUUCACCAGAAAGAGACGCACACGAAUCACAGAGCAGGACAGGGCAGUUUUGCAACUGAAACAGCAGAGAGAUAAGUUAAAGCAGUAUCAGAAGAGAAUCACCCUGCAGCUGGAGAAGGAGAGGAAUCUAGCCAAGCAGCUGCUGAAAGAUGGCAAGAAAGAGAAGGCCCUCCUCUUGCUCAAAAAGAAGAGAUACCAGGACCAGCUCCUGGACAAGACAGAAAACCAGAUAAGCAACCUGGAGCGAAUGUGUCAAGACAUUGAGUUUGCCCAGAUUGAGAUGAAGGUCGUUGAAGGCCUUAAAGUUGGAAACGACUGCCUGAAGUCAUUGCAUGAGGCGAUGUCCAUCGAGGAUGUGGAGAGAAUUAUGGAUGAGACCCAAGAAGGCAUUGAAUACCAGAGGGAAAUAGAUGAGAUGCUGGCAGGUUCCCUGACACAGGAGGAUGAAGAUGCUGUACUGGCUGAACUGGAGGCCAUCACUCAGGGAGAGCUUGACCUACCCGAGGUACCUGAUGAGUCCCUGCCAGACGUCCCAGAGGCAGCUGAUGAAGAACCAGAGCCAGGUCAAGAGAGGGAGAGGCCAAGAAAGAAGCAGGAACGAGGGAUGUUGGCUGUCUAGGGGCCUGUCUGUUCGCCAGGUGACUCUGUGGGUCUUGGUACACCGGCCACUAUAUCCCCCUCAUAGGGGUCUCAUGCCCCCCACACACACACACACACACACAAAAACACAAAAAGAUUAUCUUCACCAUCUCUUCCAGUCCCUCGCCUCCAAUACUUCCUGGUGCCCUGCAAAGCCUUGGCUUUGUGAGCCUCAAUACUGCUUUAUAAUCCUCUUCUGGAUUCAACCACCCCAUCACUCCAACCAGGGUCAUGGACUUUAUUUUUCACAUCAUUGCCUGCAGGUUCUCCCAUUUUUUUGUUCAUGUUUAGGGCCUUUAGACACAUAAUGAAGAAAUUAGUGGUUUGAUUUAGAUAAUAUUGUGCCUAUUGCCUAGGUCCCGUGAUGGGUAUGUUUUUUAAAAUCUUCUGUGAACGAACAAAUUAUGUAAUUAACAGACAAAUGAAUGCAUGUCUCUUUUGUUUUCUUACUUUUCAACCUUUUUGUGUCUCAGGCCUACUAUCUGACCACAGAGCACAUUCUCUUUGGGAGGAAUAGACAUGCAGACUGUCUUUCAAAAUCAUUACUGUCGGGAUGGUUUUCAGAAUCUUGCCUUGUCUUAGUUAAGAAUGUCUUGAUUGCUUCCAAACUGUCAAUAAUGGAUAUGACUUUGGCUUUGGUUUCAACUUGUUGAUUGCGGAGUAAAAUCCUUAAUAGUACUGA
Molecule: messenger RNA, 1619 nt
Organism: Oncorhynchus gorbuscha (pink salmon)
Lineage: Eukaryota; Metazoa; Chordata; Actinopteri; Salmoniformes; Salmonidae
Product: charged multivesicular body protein 6-like
Exons: 8
Coding region: 288-917 (209 amino acids)
Biological process (GO): late endosome to vacuole transport via multivesicular body sorting pathway; vesicle budding from membrane
Cellular component (GO): ESCRT III complex; multivesicular body
Source: RefSeq, a predicted model, not a curated record